CCUCCAUUAGUAAGAAAAAUUAAGAAGAUCUAGCUACAAUUUUAUAAGAUUUAAUUAUAAUAUAGAAGAAAUUAAGUACUAAAAAAAGUAAGAUAGAAUUUAAUUCCUUUCCACCUCUCAACAAGAAGUGGCAUGCGGGAGCAACCCUUUAGAAGAGACAAGUUCUUCUUUUCUAAAUCUUAUUAUUUAUUUCUCUACUUUAAAUAUCCAUCUCUUAACUCAAGUUAUCUCUCUCUGUCUCCCUCUUGCUCUAUCUUUUUUGUUUCUCUUUCAUUUUUCUUUUAUACACAAAUGAAAUGAGAAGCAAGGUAGAGAAGAGAGAAUAAAUGACUCAGUGUAGUUACCCUGAAAAUAAUCAUCAUAGUGUUCUUAUGGAGAGGAGAAAAGAUAGCUUAAUAAGAACUUGUCCUACUUGUGGUCAUCAUAUCAAAUGCCAAGAUCAGGGUGCUGGAAUUCAUGAGUUACCUGGAUUACCUGCUGGAGUGAAGUUUGAUCCUACUGAUCAAGAGAUUCUUGAACAUUUGGAAGCAAAAGUGCGGUCUGAUAUUCAAAUGCUUCAUCCUUUAAUUGAUGAGUUCAUUCCUACUCUUGAAGGAGAGAAUGGAAUCUGCUGUACUCAUCCAGAGAAGUUACCAGGCGUUGGCAAAGACGGCCUGAUCCGACAUUUCUUUCAUAGGCCAUCAAAAGCAUACACAACAGGAACCAGAAAAAGGAGAAAAGUGCACACAGAUGAAGAUGGAAGUGAAACAAGAUGGCACAAAACAGGUAAAACAAGGCCGGUCUAUAUAAAUGGCAAGUUAAAAGGUUACAAAAAAAUCCUCGUGCUUUACACUAACUACAGAAAGCAGAGAAAGCCAGAGAAAACAAAUUGGGUUAUGCAUCAAUAUCAUCUUGGAAACAAUGAAGAAGAGAAAGAAGGAGAAUUAGUAGUUUCCAAAGUUUUCUACCAAACACAACCUAGACAAUGUGGUUCAUUGAUGAAAGAAUCAUCAUCAUUUUCUGAUCAAAAACUAAUUAAUGAUAAUCAAGGUGUGCAUGAAGUGGUUAAUCAUAAAAACAGUGGAUUUGUUGAAUACUAUAAUACUUCUUUUAUAUCUUUUGAUCAAGGGGAACAACAUAGAUCAAACAAUGCUCAAGUGGUUUCUCAUUUUCCUGUUCAUGAUGGUAAUUCUUUCAUUCCUUGAAAGAAAAAAUUAACAUGAGAAGAGAUGCAUGCAUGGAUGCUUAUAAUUUGAAGAAAUAAGUUAAUAACAAUUAACAAAAAUAGUAGUUACUAGUUAAGUGGGGAAAAGUAACUGCUUCUGAUGAAAACUAAUGGUGAGGGCUAAGAAAGGAAAAAGAAUAUAAAUAUAUAUAUUAUUUUUGGUUGUAAUGUGUAACUUUGUUUACUUUUUUGUUUUACAUUUUUUUUUUGUUGAAAGGUAGCUUAUGUUCUCAUGCUAUGUACAAUGAGACCAAAACAUACAUAUCAAAGGUUUGAUACCUUUAUACUUGGGUAAAUAUUAACUAUAUAUCAAACUGUACACAAACAUGACUUUUACCUUAA
Messenger RNA from Trifolium pratense (red clover), 1546 nucleotides. Its product is annotated as NAC domain-containing protein 73-like. Gene Ontology annotation, biological process: regulation of DNA-templated transcription. The coding region runs from base 327 to 1184 and encodes 285 amino acids. Gene Ontology annotation, molecular function: DNA-binding transcription factor activity; transcription cis-regulatory region binding. The transcript has 3 exons. The record is from RefSeq and is a predicted model, not a curated record. Gene Ontology annotation, cellular component: nucleus. NCBI's taxonomy places the organism in Eukaryota, Viridiplantae, Streptophyta, Magnoliopsida, Fabales, Fabaceae.